GCUGUUGGUGCUGCUAUGGCGGGGCUGAGACCCGUGUGCGAGUUCAUGACGUUCAACUUCUCCAUGCAAGCGAUCGACCAGGUGAUAAACUCGGCGGCCAAGACCUGCUACAUGUCGUCGGGCUCCAUCGGCGUGCCCAUCGUCUUCCGCGGCCCCAACGGCGCCUCGGCCGGCGUGGCCGCCCAGCACUCCCAGUGCUUCGCCGCCUGGUACGGCCACUGCCCCGGCCUCAAAGUCGUCAGCCCCUGGAGCUCAGAGGAUGCCAAAGGCCUGCUGAAAGCCUCCAUCCGGGAUGACAAUCCGGUUGUGAUGCUGGAAAAUGAAUUACUCUAUGGUGUUCCCUUUGAAAUGUCUGAACAGGCACAGUCAAAGGAUUUCAUUGUUCCCAUUGGAAAAGCUAAAGUAGAAAAGCAAGGAACUCAUGUUACAUUAGUGGCACACUCCAGACCCGUGGGACACUGUUUGGAAGCAGCUGCUGUACUUGCCAAAGAAGGUGUAGAGUGUGAGGUUAUCAAUCUGCGAACCAUUCGACCGAUGGACAUCGAAACCGUGGAGGGCAGCGUCAUGAAGACAAACCAUCUCGUAACUGUGGAAGGAGGUUGGCCCCAGUUUGGAGUAGGAGCUGAAAUCUGUGCCAGGAUCAUGGAAGGACCUGCCUUUAACUACCUGGACGCCCCCGCUGUGCGUGUCACCGGUGCAGAUGUUCCUAUGCCUUACGCCAAAAUUUUAGAAGAUAACUGCCUACCUCAAGUGAAGGAUAUAAUAUUUGCAGUGAAGAAAACUUUGAACAUCUGAGUUGUAAAUACACGUUUUAAAGUCCUGCUUUACAGCGUAUUAAUCGUUUAAGGCAAGUUGUACGCACAACUUUUGGUGUAUAGUUACAUGAACUUUUGUACAGUGGGUAAAGUAUAGUAACCUCCCAGAGUAUUUAUAUGGGGUUACCCUCUAAGCUACACUUCAUAUAAGCAACGUGGUAAUGCUUCUUUGUUCAACAGUACAGGUGGGUUAGUGCUACUGUAUGUGGAGACAUCCCAUUUUAAAUUC
This is a messenger RNA of Merops nubicus (carmine bee-eater), 1044 nucleotides long. It is a transcript of the gene PDHB, whose product is annotated as pyruvate dehydrogenase (lipoamide) beta. The transcript is spliced from 6 exons. Gene Ontology annotation, biological process: pyruvate decarboxylation to acetyl-CoA. The record is from RefSeq and is a predicted model, not a curated record. Gene Ontology annotation, molecular function: pyruvate dehydrogenase (acetyl-transferring) activity. The annotation marks the transcript as partial. NCBI's taxonomy places the organism in Eukaryota, Metazoa, Chordata, Aves, Coraciiformes, Meropidae.